Molecule: messenger RNA, 7215 nt
Organism: Homo sapiens (human)
Lineage: Eukaryota; Metazoa; Chordata; Mammalia; Primates; Hominidae
Gene: RGPD3
Product: RANBP2 like and GRIP domain containing 3
Exons: 23
Coding region: 126-5402 (1758 amino acids)
Cellular component (GO): Golgi apparatus
Source: RefSeq, marked reviewed
ACAGUGGUCCUCCGCCGGCUACGCCGCUGCCUCAGUGGCUUUCAGGCGCUUUCCUCUUGGAAUUGGCGACUGCUGCGGGGCUGAGCGCUGGUCUCACGCAUCUCGGGAGCCAGGUUGGUGGCGCGAUGAGUUGCAGCAAGGCCUACGGGGAGCGGUACGUCGCCUCGGUGCAGGGCUCCGCCCCGUCGCCUCGAAAGAAGUCAACGAGAGGAUUCUAUUUUGCAAAGCUGUAUUAUGAAGCUAAAGAAUAUGAUCUUGCUAAAAAAUACAUAUGUACUUACAUUAAUGUGCGAGAGAUGGAUCCCAGAGCUCACAGAUUUCUGGGUCUUCUUUAUGAAUUGGAAGAAAACACAGAGAAAGCCGUUGAAUGUUACAGGCGUUCAGUGGAAUUAAACCCAACACAAAAAGAUCUUGUGUUGAAGAUUGCAGAAUUGCUUUGUAAAAAUGAUGUUACUGAUGGAAGAGCAGAAUACUGGGUGGAAAGAGCAGCAAAACUUUUCCCAGGAAGUCCUGCAAUUUAUAAACUAAAGGAACAGCUUCUAGAUUGUGAAGGUGAAGAUGGAUGGAAUAAACUUUUUGACUUGAUUCAGUCAGAACUUUAUGUAAGACCUGAUGACGUCCAUGUGAACAUCCGGCUAGUGGAGUUGUAUCGCUCAACUAAAAGAUUGAAGGAUGCUGUGGCCCGCUGCCAUGAGGCAGAGAGGAACAUAGCUUUGCGUUCAAGUUUAGAGUGGAAUUCGUGUGUUGUACAGACCCUUAAGGAAUAUCUGGAGUCUUUACAGUGUUUGGAGUCUGAUAAAAGUGACUGGCGAGCAACCAAUACAGACUUACUGCUGGCCUAUGCUAAUCUUAUGCUUCUUACGCUUUCCACUAGAGAUGUGCAGGAAAGUAGAGAAUUACUGGAAAGUUUUGAUAGUGCUCUUCAGUCUGCGAAAUCUUCUUUGGGUGGAAAUGAUGAACUGUCAGCUACUUUCUUAGAAAUGAAAGGACAUUUCUACAUGCAUGCUGGUUCUCUGCUCUUGAAGAUGGGUCAGCAUGGUAAUAAUGUUCAAUGGCGAGCUCUUUCUGAGCUGGCUGCAUUGUGCUAUCUCAUAGCAUUUCAGGUUCCAAGACCAAAGAUUAAAUUAAUAAAAGGUGAAGCUGGACAAAAUCUGCUGGAAAUGAUGGCCUGUGACCGACUGAGCCAAUCAGGGCACAUGUUGCUAAACUUAAGUCGUGGCAAGCAAGAUUUUUUAAAAGUGGUUGUUGAAACUUUUGCCAACAAAAGCGGGCAGUCUGCAUUAUAUGAUGCUCUGUUUUCUAGUCAGUCACCUAAGGAUACAUCUUUUCUUGGUAGCGAUGAUAUUGGAAACAUUGAUGUACAAGAACCAGAGCUUGAAGAUUUGGCUAGAUACGAUGUUGGUGCUAUUCGAGCACAUAAUGGUAGUCUUCAGCACCUUACUUGGCUUGGCUUACAGUGGAAUUCAUUGCCUGCUUUACCUGGAAUCCGAAAAUGGCUAAAACAGCUUUUCCAUCAUUUGCCCCAGGAAACCUCAAGGCUUGAAACAAAUGCACCUGAAUCAAUAUGUAUUUUAGAUCUUGAAGUAUUUCUCCUUGGAGUAGUAUAUACCAGCCACUUACAAUUAAAGGAGAAAUGUAAUUCUCACCACAGCUCCUAUCAGCCGUUAUGCCUGCCCCUUCCUGUGUGUAAACAGCUUUGUACAGAAAGACAAAAAUCUUGGUGGGAUGCGGUUUGUACUCUGAUUCACAGAAAAGCAGUACCUGGAAACUCAGCAAAAUUGAGACUUCUAGUUCAGCAUGAAAUAAACACUCUAAGAGCCCAGGAAAAACAUGGCCUUCAACCUGCUCUGCUUGUACAUUGGGCAAAAUGCCUUCAGAAAAUGGGCAGCGGUCUUAAUUCUUUUUAUGAUCAACGAGAAUACAUAGGGAGAAGUGUUCAUUAUUGGAAGAAAGUUUUGCCAUUGUUGAAGAUAAUAAAAAAGAAGAACAGUAUUCCUGAACCUAUUGAUCCUCUGUUUAAACAUUUUCAUAGUGUAGACAUUCAGGCAUCAGAAAUUGUUGAAUAUGAAGAAGACGCACACGUAACUUUUGCUAUAUUGGAUGCAGUAAAUGGAAAUAUAGAAGAUGCUAUGACUGCUUUUGAAUCUAUAAAAAGUGUUGUUUCUUAUUGGAAUCUUGCACUGAUUUUUCACAGGAAGGCAGAAGACAUUGCAAAUGAUGCCCUUUCUCCUGAAGAACAAGAAGAAUGCAAAAAUUAUCUGAGAAAGACCAGGGGCUACCUAAUAAAGAUUUUAGAUGACAGUGAUUCAAAUCUUUCAGUGGUCAAGAAAUUGCCUGUGCCCCUGGAGUCUGUAAAAGAGAUGCUUAAGUCAGUCAUGCAGGAACUCGAAAACUAUAGUGAAGGAGGUCCUCUCUAUAAAAAUGGUUCUUUGCGAAAUGCGGAUUCAGAAAUAAAACAUUCUACACCAUCUCCUACCAAAUAUUCACUAUCACCAAGUAAAAGUUACAAGUAUUCUCCCAAAACACCACCUCGAUGGGCAGAAGAUCAGAAUUCUUUACUGAAAAUGAUUCGCCAAGAAGUAAAGGCCAUUAAGGAAGAAAUGCAGGAGUUGAAACUAAAUAGCAGUAAGUCAGCAUCCCAUCAUCGUUGGCCCACAGAGAAUUAUGGACCAGACUCGGUGCCUGAUGGAUAUCAGGGGUCACAGACAUUUCAUGGGGCUCCACUAACAGUUGCAACUACUGGCCCUUCAGUAUAUUAUAGUCAGUCACCAGCAUAUAAUUCCCAGUAUCUUCUCAGACCAGCAGCUAAUGUUACUCCCACAAAGGGUUCUUCUAAUACAGAAUUUAAGUCAACCAAAGAAGGAUUUUCCAUCCCUGUGUCUGCUGAUGGAUUUAAAUUUGGCAUUUCGGAACCAGGAAAUCAAGAAAAGAAAAGUGAAAAGCCUCUUGAAAAUGAUACUGGCUUACAGGCUCAGGAUAUUAGUGGCCGGAAGAAGGGCCGUGGUGUGAUUUUUGGCCAAACAAGUAGCACUUUUACAUUUGCAGAUGUUGCAAAAUCAACUUCAGGAGAAGGAUUUCAGUUUGGCAAAAAAGACCUCAAUUUCAAGGGAUUUUCAGGUGCUGGAGAAAAAUUAUUCUCAUCACAAUACGGUAAAAUGGCCAAUAAAGCAAACACUUCCGGUGACUUUGAGAAAGAUGAUGAUGCCUAUAAGACUGAGGACAGCGAUGACAUCCAUUUUGAACCAGUAGUUCAAAUGCCUGAAAAAGUAGAACUUGUAACAGGAGAAGAAGGUGAAAAAGUUCUGUAUUCACAGGGGGUAAAACUAUUUAGAUUUGAUGCUGAGGUAAGUCAGUGGAAAGAAAGGGGCUUGGGGAACUUAAAAAUUCUCAAAAACGAGGUCAAUGGCAAAGUAAGAAUGCUGAUGCAAAGAGAACAAGUACUAAAAGUGUGUGCUAAUCAUUGGAUAACGACUACAAUGAACCUGAAGCCCCUCUCUGGAUCAGAUAGAGCAUGGAUGUGGUCAGCCAGUGAUUUCUCUGAUGGUGAUGCCAAACUAGAGCGAUUGGCAGCAAAAUUUAAAACACCAGAGCUGGCUGAAGAAUUCAAGCAGAAAUUUGAGGAAUGCCAGCGGCUUCUGUUAGACAUACCACUUCAAACUCCCCAUAAACUUGUAGAUACUGGCAGAGCUGCCAAGUUAAUACAGAGAGCUGAAGAAAUGAAGAGUGGACUGAAAGAUUUCAAAACAUUUUUGACAAAUGAUCAAACAAAAGUCGCUGAGGAAGAAAAUAAGGGUUCAGGUACAGGUGCGGCCGGUGCCUCAGACACAACAAUAAAACCCAAUGCUGAAAACACUGGGCCCACAUUAGAAUGGGAUAACUAUGAUUUAAGGGAAGAUGCUUUGGAUGAUAGUGUCAGUAGUAGCUCAGUACAUGCUUCUCCAUUGGCAAGUAGCCCUGUGAGAAAAAAUCUUUUCCACUUUGAUGAGUCAACAACAGGAUCUAACUUCAGUUUUAAAUCUGCUUUGAGUCUAUCUAAGUCUCCUGCCAAGUUGAAUCAGAGUGGGACUUCAGUUGGCACUGAUGAAGAAUCUGAUGUUACUCAAGAAGAAGAGAGAGAUGGACAGUACUUUGAACCUGUUGUUCCUUUACCUGAUCUAGUUGAAGUAUCCAGUGGUGAGGAAAAUGAACAAGUUGUUUUUAGUCACAGGGCAGAAUUCUACAGAUAUGAUAAAGAUGUUGGUCAAUGGAAAGAAAGGGGCAUUGGUGAUAUAAAGAUUUUACAGAAUUAUGAUAAUAAGCACGUUCGUAUACUGAUGAGAAGGGACCAAGUAUUAAAACUUUGUGCCAAUCACAGAAUAACUCCAGACAUGAGUUUGCAAAAUAUGAAAGGGACAGAAAGAGUAUGGGUGUGGACUGCAUGUGAUUUUGCAGAUGGAGAAAGAAAAGUAGAGCAUUUAGCUGUUCGUUUUAAACUACAGGAUGUUGCAGACUCGUUUAAGAAAAUUUUUGAUGAAGCAAAAACAGCCCAGGAAAAAGAUUCUUUGAUAACACCUCAUGUUUCUCGGUCAAGCACUCCCAGAGAGUCACCAUGUGGCAAAAUUGCUGUAGCUGUAUUAGAAGAAACCACAAGAGAGAGGACAGAUGUUAUUCAGGGUGAUGAUGUAGCAGAUGCAGCUUCAGAAGUUGAAGUGUCUAGCACAUCUGAAACAACAACAAAAGCAGUGGUUUCUCCUCCAAAGUUUGUAUUUGGUUCAGAGUCUGUUAAAAGAAUUUUUAGUAGUGAAAAAUCAAAACCAUUUGCAUUUGGCAACAGUUCUGCCACUGGGUCUUUGUUUGGAUUUAGUUUUAAUGCACCUUUGAAAAGUAACAAUAGUGAAACUAGUUCAGUAGCCCAGAGUGGAUCUGAAAGCAAAGUGGAACCUAAAAAAUGUGAACUGUCAAAGAACUCUGAUAUCGAACAGUCUUCAGAUAGCAAAGUCAAAAAUCUCUCUGCUUCCUUUCCAACGGAAGAAUCUUCAAUCAACUACACAUUUAAAACACCAGAAAAGGAGCCUCCAUUAUGGUAUGCUGAAUUUACUAAAGAAGAAUUGGUUCAGAAGCUCAGUUCCACCACAAAAAGUGCAGAUCACUUAAACGGCCUGCUUCGGGAAAUAGAGGCAACCAAUGCAGUCCUUAUGGAGCAAAUUAAGCUUCUCAAAAGUGAAAUAAGAAGAUUGGAAAGGAAUCAAGAGCAAGAGGUGUCUGCAGCUAACGUGGAACACUUGAAGAACGUCUUGCUGCAGUUCAUUUUCUUGAAGCCAGGUAGUGAAAGAGAGAGACUUCUUCCUGUUAUAAAUACGAUGUUGCAGCUCAGCCUUGAAGAAAAGGGAAAACUUGCUGCGGUUGCUCAAGGUGAGGAAUAAAAUGCUUCCCGUUCUUCUGGAUGGGCAUCCUAUCUUCGUAGUUGGUUUGGACUUCGAUAGGUUGAUGGAAGGAAUGUUUUUAUUAACCAAAUAAAAUCUAUUUACAAAAAUGGUUCAUGUGUAUUACCAUCAUUCUUUUGUCAAAAAGUGUGUAUAUGUUUGCAUUUACAUAUAUUUGUACAUCUAUAUGACAGAUGUAUUUUAAAAGUUUCAACUUGAAGUAAAAGUACAACAGCUUGAAGUGUUGAUACCAGGCCACAGCCCUCUAACUCAUGUGAUCUCCCAUGCAUGCUGCCAGAAUAAAACCACCAGGAAUGAAUUCACUCCCCACUUCUCUGGAACCUCAGGACCCGCCCAUUUCUCGGCAGUACUGUGAAUUUUGAAGUUAAACUAAAUUUUGGUACCAUACCAACUGGAAUUUAGGCUUUAAAAAUAAUGUUUCAAGGCCAGGUGUGGUGAUUCAUGCCUGAAAUCCCACUACUUGGGGAGGCUGAGGCUGGAGAAUCGUUUGAGGCUAGUGAGCUGUGAUUGUAUCACUGCACUCCAGCUCGGGGAACAGAGCGAGACCUUGUCUCUAAAAAUAAUAAUAGUAAUAAAAAUAACAUUUUAUGACUAUUUAUUGCAAGGUCAGAUUUACAGAUUGUUAUAAAUUGUUGAGAAAUUUUUGUGAUUAGAAUAUGAAGGAAAAAGCUUUGUUGGUAAAAGUGACAUGUUAAGGGGCUAUGAAGUAAAUAUGCUGCAGUUAAUUGUGCUAAGUUAAAAUACAGUUUAGUUAUUUGCUUUAAAAUAAACUCUUCUUUUUUUCUUUAAAGUAUACUAUCUCAAAACUCAUUAUGUUGUCAGAGCCCUAGAGCUGGCUAGUGUAACACUGACUAUGAAUAGGUGGGCCCACCACUUGAGUUGAGGUGAUUUCAUGGUGUCUUUCCAGGCUCUUGAUAGGGUGUCACUGCAUGCAAGCCAUGAAUCUGUUUUGAGAAUCCUCUCCAUUUUCCCAAAUAAAAACCUAUCCCAACAGUGACUAUAUCACUCAGCAUUGAAUCUAAAUAUAAAAGUGGUGCUUUCAGUGUUUUUGGCAGAUAGUGUUCCAUAAGCUUUCCAUCAGAAGGGAUUUUAGACACCUUAGAGGUCCGUGCUACAUCUUCACAGUUCCUCUGAAUAACCUUAGGUGGUAGUGUUACUUGCCUUUGACACCGCUGCAUAUGUUUUAAUGACUAGAUCCAAACUGUGUUGUUCUUAAAUCAAAAAUUGGAUAAUUUUUAAUAUUUAUGUAUUAAUCACAUAGUAUGCUCUCUGAAGUUCUCUUAAGCCUUCAGUUUAUACUCUUAAUUUUCUUUCUGAGCUGGGGAACUGACUUUGCACUUUGGUUACACAGAACAUUGGUUUCCAAUUUAGUUUAACUGAAAUUUGCUGCUGAUAUGUUGAGUUUGUUCUUUAAAAAAUAUCUCAUAUAUCUCGUCUUUCCUCCUUAGAAGAACAGACCUAACUAGCGAAUGUAUGAAUGAAAAUGCAUCUAUUUCAGAGCCGACAUGAAGAGUUUAGUUUUUUUACUUUAUAAACUGUGAAUAUGAGUAUGCCAGCUGCAUACGAUGUAACUAAUCAUAUUUAAAUAUAUUUCACUUUCUCUUUGACUUGAGACCUUUUGAAGUCUGUAUAAACUUGUUUUGAAAUAUAGUCUCCACUUACAAAUGUCAUAACAAAAUACUUUUUUGCAUGAUAAAAAAUUGAUUACAAAAGGCAUAUUCUUUCAUGGUUUCUGCAAUGAGAGGAAGUGUAAUGAUUAUUUUAAUAUUUCUAUUAAAUAUGUUUAACUGUA